CGUAAUCAUGAAUGUCAAUAAAUAGAAGGAAAUCUCCUAACUUUGCAUAUUCAUCAUAAGACAUUUAGUAAAAUUGUAAGUAAGAACAGUUCUCACGCAAAAUGGAACUUCCUGGACUUGGAGAAAGUUGUCACGCAACAGAAUGCAAACAGCUUGAUUUUCUUCCUAUGAAAUGUGAUGCCUGUGGAAAGAUAUUUUGUCGAGACCACAUACAUUAUAAUACACAUGAAUGUACAGAGUCUUAUAAAAAGGACAAUCAGGUUCCAGUGUGUCCACUGUGCAAUAGUCCUAUAGCAGUAAAGAAAGGAGAAUUACCAGAUGUUAUAGUAGGGAGACAUAUAGACAAUGACUGUCAGUCAGAUUUGGCAAAGAAAAGAAGAAAGAUUUACACAAACAGAUGCUCAUUUAAAGGCUGCAAGCAUAAAGAGUUAAUUCCAGUUAAUUGUGAUAAAUGUCACCAGAAUUUCUGUCUCAAACACAGACAUGAACUAGAUCAUCAGUGUAAAGGAUUUGAAGAUACUGGUAGAGGAGUGUCAAAGGCAGCUGCAGCAGCAGUAAACAGAGCCGGAACUUCCAAUCAACCAAAACCUUCAUCUUCUAACAUGCCAAAGUCUAACCAAGGAAAACCUCAGAAUACAAUGCUAGCUUACAUAGGAAAAGAUUUAGCAAGAGACAGAAGGGAAAGACAAUCUCAACCUACAGUCAACAACACGACUAAUUCAGUUCAAGGUGGAAUGACUGAAGAUGAAGCAUUAGCUCAUGCCAUUCAGAUGUCAAUGCAGGAAUCACAAGGACAACCACCUGCUCCACAAAAACCACUGACAAGAGAGGAAGAAGAAGAUUUACUCCUAGCACAAGCUAUAGCUGCUAGUCAACAAGAAGCUCAAGUUGAACAGAGGAGACGGCAGGCAUUAACAUCAGCAGCAUAAGAGAAGAAUGAAGAACUUAAAUUUUCUCUUGUAGCAACAAGCACAACAAAACAAGACGUCUUGUAGCCUUUCUUGACAAGAGAAACAUUCUCAUCAAACUCAUUCAGCUCAACUAGAUUACAGCUCAGUGCCAGUUCUGACAAACACUUCUAGCAUAUACUCUCAUGGUGCUGUCUUCUGGAGAUCUUUCAUGUCAUUGCCUUUGGUGGCAGGAGUUCUGAAUAAGAUGCUUCCAUCAUGACUGUUACCUUUGCACCCAGUUUUACAUUUCUUAAUGCUUAAAACAUAUUUACAUUAUAGUGCUAAAGUGUACAUGUAAAACACCUUGAUGACUUUUAAUGUACAAAAAAGAUUUUAUUGAUGGAUCUGGUUAUAUUGUGUCAUGUACUUUAUAGGAUUAAUUUUAUGAUUUAUUUUAUCCAUUUUACACAUAUUUUAUUGAAGAUGUUUUCAUGAAAAAAGGAGCUUUAAAUAGUUUAUGGGACAAAGUAGAAUUGCUACUUUUGUUAUAUAGUAGAUUAUGAACAUCCUUUAAACAAUAAACUGUCUGUAAUACAAUUAAUUCUAUAGAAUCAUUAUGAAGUAAUCCAUAAAUUUGUCUUCUUUAUCUUAUGUAGGAAAAUAUUCACAAUAUGAAUAAAAAAGUUUGAAAGAUCAUUGUUCUUGAUUAAUGUUAAAAAAAUACUAUUUGACAAAUUUUAGUUUAUAAAGAAUUACAUUGAUACAGAUACUUUAUUGAGACAAAUCAUUUAAGGUAGUAUGAGGAAAUGAAAAUAAAAUAACUGAAUUUUGCCAAAAUGUACCUUAUUUUGUGUUAUUAAAAAAAAGUGAAGUUCACCUAGCUUUUUUUAAGCUACAAAUUGUGCAAAAUUGAUUUAUUUUAAAGGAUUGCACAUGGAGAAAGCAAAAUAAUCUGAAAAUAAAACAAACUAAAUUUUAAAAAUUUCAAGAUAAAAUAUAAGAAAUUCAAGGUAGCUAUAAUCAAAUGCUUUCAGAAAAUAAAAAGAUUUGAUUUCUUGCUACAUAACAAAAUAGGUAAAUUAACUGUACAUUCCUUCAUAAAAACUAGAUAAUCUCCCUUUAUAAAGUAAAGUUUAUUUCUUUUAAUCAAUUUUCUUCUGUAUUUGAUAAAAAAAGUUGUUAUCAUUGGAUAAAAUCACAUAAGCUUCUCCAGUUAAAUGAAUAGCAUCAAAAUAAAUGGCACUCCUACAUGAAUUUGCUCAUUUCCUAAAAAUCUGGACCAAUCAUUUGCUGUCAUUUGCAAUCCAAGAUGGCUAAAGACUUCCAUACUACCUUUAAUUUGAUAUUCCUUUGUUUAUUUGCUAUGUAAUUUAUAUUUAUAUGUAACUGGGAAAGGUUUUAAGAAUUUUAUUCAUAAAUAAAUUGUAUAGAUAUUUUAAAAGUGAUGAUAUUGAUUAUGUUAUUUAAAGUCUAUUAUUAAAUAAUUUUCUGUGAAAA
This is a messenger RNA of Mytilus californianus (California mussel), 2387 nucleotides long. RefSeq names its product AN1-type zinc finger protein 2A-like. NCBI's taxonomy places the organism in Eukaryota, Metazoa, Mollusca, Bivalvia, Mytilida, Mytilidae. The coding region runs from base 102 to 929 and encodes 275 amino acids. Gene Ontology annotation, biological process: protein targeting to ER; proteasome-mediated ubiquitin-dependent protein catabolic process. The transcript has 11 exons. Gene Ontology annotation, cellular component: cytoplasm; endoplasmic reticulum. Gene Ontology annotation, molecular function: zinc ion binding. The record is from RefSeq and is a predicted model, not a curated record.